This is a messenger RNA of Sesamum indicum (sesame), 3283 nucleotides long. RefSeq names its product D-alanine-D-alanine ligase family. Lineage: Eukaryota; Viridiplantae; Streptophyta; Magnoliopsida; Lamiales; Pedaliaceae. Gene Ontology annotation, cellular component: chloroplast. The record is from RefSeq and is a predicted model, not a curated record. Gene Ontology annotation, molecular function: metal ion binding; D-alanine-D-alanine ligase activity; ATP binding.
AUUCAUAAUUCCACUCACACACGCGCACAACAUACACAAAACAAAACUAUGCAAACUCCAAUGGCUUCCUCUUCUCUCAAACUCAACUCCAACUUUCUUAACAAUUACAGACACUCGCUGCAUCAGGAAACUUCCUUCUGUGCUCCCCUUCACAGCCUUUUCAACUUACCUCCGAAUGCCUUUCCCAAACCGAGAUUGAACUGCAACGGCCGUUGUCGCGCCGUCCGAGUGGUGAAAGCCUCCGUCGGAGCGGCGGAAUCCGAGGUCGCGCGUGAUCGCACCCUCCGUGAGGGAGGUAAGAUUUUGAGAGUCGGAAUUAUCUGCGGCGGUCCUUCCCCCGAGCGCGGAAUUUCGCUUAAUUCGGCUCGGUCGGUGCUCGAUCAUAUUCAGGGUGACGAUUUACAUGUGAGCUGCUAUUACAUUGACUGCAAUUUCAAAGCGUACGCCAUAUCAAAUGCUCAGGUAUACUCAAACACACCUGCAGAUUUUGAUUUCAAGCUUGAAACCCUCGCCCAAAGUUUCAAAUCAUUGUCUGACUUUGUCGAACACCUUGCCACCUCCGUGGACAUUGUAUUUCCUGUUAUACAUGGUCGUUUUGGUGAAGAUGGUGGCAUUCAAGAGCUAUUGGAGAAAUCCAACAUUCCAUUUGUUGGAACUCCAUCGAAUGAAUGUCGUAAAGCAUUUGAUAAGCAUGAUGCCUCAUUGGAGCUUGACAAACAAGGAUUCAUUACUGUACCCAACUUUCUAGUGCAGGGGAGGGAACUGGAAGACACUGAGCUUUCAAAAUGGUUUACCAAAAAUAAUCUGGACAUCAGGCAAGGAAAAGUUGUGGUAAAGCCGACAAGAGCAGGAUCAAGCAUUGGGGUUACAGUUGCUUAUGGUGUUACUGAUGCUCUUGCAAAAGCUAAUGCAAUAAUAUCAGAGGGAAUUGAUGAUAAAGUCCUGGUAGAAAUUUUUCUUGAAGGAGGUAGAGAAUUUACAACUAUUGUCCUUGAUGUGGGUUCUGGUUUGGGCAGCCAGCCGGUUGCUCUACUCCCAACAGAGGUGGAACUUCAAUCCCAAGGCCAUGUGGACUCAAGUGAAAAGGACAUUAUCUUUAAUUAUCGCCGUAAAUAUUUACCAACACAGCAGGUUGCUUAUCAUACUCCACCUCGAUUUCCAGAAAUUGUAACUCGAAAUAUUCGUGAAGGAGCUUCUUUAUUAUUUCAACAACUUGGCCUACGUGAUUUUGCUAGAAUUGAUGGUUGGUUCUUGCCACCUUCCGCUGAAACUUCUUAUCUUACUGGCAACAAGUUGGGACGGUCUGAGUUUGGCACAAUACUUUUCACUGAUAUUAACCUGAUUAGUGGGAUGGAACAAACAAGUUUCUUAUUUCAGCAAGCCUCAAAGGUUGGAUUUUCACACUCUAACAUUCUUCGAACAGUAAUCCAACGUGCUUGUGUGCGGUUCCCAAAUCUUCAGCAAUACAGCGUGGUAUCAAGUCCCAUUCUAAGAGCAAAAUCUUCACAAAUUAACACAUCUUUUCCGAAGCAUCAAGAUCUACGGAAAGUUUUUGUUAUUUUUGGUGGAGACAGUUCUGAGCGGCAAGUAUCUCUAAUGAGUGGAACUAAUGUUUGGUUGAACCUGCAGGCAUUUGAUGAUCUUGAAGUAUUACCUUGCUUACUCGCCCCUACAAAUGGGUAUCCAUUGAAUACAGACUCUGAUAAAACUAAAUUGGGAGAAAGCUCAAAGAUAGUUUGGACCUUACCAUACUCUAUUGUGCUCAGACAUACUACUGAAGAAGUUCUUGAUGCAUGCAUUGAGGCAAUAGAACCUGCCCGGGCCGCAUUAACAUCUCAUUUGCGGAAACAAGUAAUGGAUGAACUCAUGGAAGGCUUGAAGAAUCAUGACUGGUUCAGAGGGUUUGAUAUAUCUGAUGAUUUACCAAAGAGAUAUUCACUUGAGCAAUGGGUCAAGCAAGCUAAAGAAGUUGGGGCAACAGUCUUUAUUGCAGUUCAUGGAGGAAUAGGUGAAGAUGGCACACUCCAGUCAUUGUUGGAGGCUGAGGGAGUCCCUUACACAGGUCCCGGUGUAAUGGCUUCGGAGACGUGUAUGGACAAAGUUGUUACAUCCCUUUCUCUCCAACAUCUUGCAGGUUCUGGUGUACUUACAAUUACUAAGGAUGUACGAAGAAAAGAGGACCUACUGAAAAUGCCCCUCCUUGACAUUUGGCAUGAUUUGACAUCAAAACUUGGGUGUGAAACGUUAUGUGUUAAACCAGCUAGAGAUGGUUGCUCAACUGGAGUUGCAAGAUUACGUUGCAAAGGGGACCUCACUGUAUACGUUAAAGCACUAGAGAACUGUCUACCACGAAUUCCUCCUAAUAGUUUAUCAAAGGCCCAUGGAGUGAUUGAAAUGCCAUUUCCUCCUCCAGAGUUAUUGAUAUUUGAGCCUUUCAUUGAGACUGAUGAGAUAAUUGUUUCUGGAAAUGCACAUGAUCUCCUGUGGAAAGGAAACAGCCGAUGGGUUGAAAUAACAGUUGGUGUUAUAGGAAAACGUGGAUCAAUGCGGUCAUUGACUCCUAGCAUUACUGUGAAAGAAUCUGGAGAUAUAUUAUCACUUGAGGAGAAAUUCCAAGGGGGAACGGGCAUCAAUUUGACUCCACCACCACUCUCCAUUAUGAGUAAUAAGGCCCUCAAGAAAUGUAAAGAACAUAUUGAACUUAUAGCAAACACCCUGGAGUUGGAAGGAUUUUCGCGAAUUGAUGCAUUUGUCAAUGUUGACAGUGGUGAGGUAUUAAUUAUAGAGGUUAACACCGUUCCUGGGAUGACGCCUUCCACUGUCCUAAUUCAUCAGGCACUUGCAGAGGAACCUCCAGUAUACCCUCACCGGUUCUUUCGCACAUUGCUUGAUUUGGCAUCUGAAAGAUCUUCGUAAAAUUGUUGUAUUGUAACUUAUUCUACUGGGUUCAGUUGUUGAAUAAGCUGUUUAAGAAACAGGUUUGCUGGUGAUGAAGUUACUCAGAUAUUAAGUUUAUGAACUGGAGAACAAUGCGAGUGAAAUCCAUGAAAGCAUCUCUUUGUUGCUGGACUGAUAUAAUUAAUACACAUCAUCAUGUGGUGUUUCCUCAUUGUCACUAUAGUUGGCGUAGUUACAGCUACUUGACAAAUUUUUCGUGCAUAGAACUUCAUGUUAUCCAAACAUUAAUUUGUAUUCAGUGGAAUUAUCCUCGGAAUGUAAGUUUAUGAUUGUUGGGGGCUAAACCAACAAUCAUAAAGGGGAAAGAUAUCCUAAAAUAUCUACA